Spea bombifrons (plains spadefoot toad) is the source of this 3050-nucleotide messenger RNA. RefSeq names its product clathrin interactor 1 (gene CLINT1). The record is from RefSeq and is a predicted model, not a curated record. Gene Ontology annotation, biological process: endocytosis. Gene Ontology annotation, molecular function: clathrin binding; phospholipid binding. NCBI's taxonomy places the organism in Eukaryota, Metazoa, Chordata, Amphibia, Anura, Pelobatidae. Gene Ontology annotation, cellular component: plasma membrane; endosome; clathrin vesicle coat. Bases 124 to 1980 code for a protein of 618 amino acids. The transcript has 12 exons.
UAGUCGGCAGUGACGUUGGAUCGGGGUACAGAGGUUGCGCAGUGUGACAUCGGCAGGUCUCCGGUGAGAGAGAAGAGAGAGUGUGCGAGUCCCCGGGGCUGCAGUGACGGAUCGGGAGCGAAAAUGCUCAACAUGUGGAAAGUCCGGGAGCUGGUGGAUAAAGCCACCAACGUGGUGAUGAAUUAUUCAGAGAUAGAGUCUAAGGUUCGGGAGGCGACCAACGAUGACCCCUGGGGACCUUCCGGGCAGCUCAUGGGAGAGAUAGCCAAGGCGACAUUCAUGUACGAGCAGUUCCCGGAGCUCAUGAACAUGCUGUGGCAGAGGAUGCUGAAAGACAACAAAAAGAACUGGCGCCGGGUUUACAAGUCUCUGCUGCUGCUGGCGUAUCUCAUACGGAAUGGAUCGGAACGAAUCGUCACCAGCGCCAGGGAGCACAUUUACGACUUACGAUCCCUGGAAAAUUACCACUUUGUAGAUGAGAACGGAAAAGACCAGGGGAUCAACAUUCGGCAGAAGGUGAAAGAGAUGGUGGAGUUCAUCCAAGAUGAUGACCGUUUGCGGGAGGAAAGAAAAAAAGCGAAGAAGAACAAAGACAAAUACGUUGGGGUUUCAUCGGACAGCGCUGGGGGGUUCAGAUACAGUGAACGGUACGACACGGAGCCCCGAUCGAAAUGGGAUGACGAGUGGGACAAAAAUAAGCAGGGAUUUCCAUUCAGCGACAAAUUAGGGGAGCUGAGCGACAAAAUUGGGAGCACCAUAGAUGAUACGAUCAACAAGUUCAGGAGGAAAGACAGAGAGGACUCUCCUGAGAGAGGCAGUGACAGCGAAGAAGACAAGAAGGCAAACCGAGCAAAACAAUCGGGGGAGUUCAAAGACGAGGAGAUGGUGACCACCAAACACAUCCACAUCACUCAGGCCACAGAGACCACGACCACGCGCCUCAAGCGAACGGGAAACCAGCCCAAAACCAUCGAUCUGGGAGCAGCGGCCCACUACACCGGAGACCAGGCCAGUCCUCAGCUCACCGCUUCCAGUCAGACAUCCAAGGCGCCCACGGGUGAACCCAGUAAGAGAUCUUCUAAUGACCUGGUGGACCUGUUAUUCGGCUCUGAACAGAAAACAGGUUCCACAUCUGAUCCGUUUGGGGAGUUUGCAGACUUUAGCUCCCCUGCUGCUGUAUCGUCCACACAAGCAAGCAGUAAUGGAGAGUUUGGCGACUGGGGGGCGUUCAGUAAGCCACAAUCGAUCGACGCCGCUCCGUCAGCAGAUCUGUUUGGCGUCCCCUCCCAGCCCAGCACAGACCUGUUUGCUGCUUCUCAGCCGCCAGCCCCUUCCGCUGCCCCCGCCACGGACCUGUUUGACCUCAUGGGCUCCUCCCACGCAACCAUGAGCACCUCCCAAAGCAUGAACCUAUCCAUGAUGAGCUCCAGCAACGUGGGCGUGACCCUGCCCAUGUCACGAUCUCAGCCUCUACAGACGAUGAACAUGGGUCUUCAGAAGCCGAACACCCUCGCCUCGCAAGGAGCAGACCUCAAAGUAACGGGCAAAACCCUUCCCUCCACCUGGUCUGACCCCAGCGUCAACAUCUCGUUGGACAGUCUGAUUCCCGGCAUGCAGCCCUGCAAACCCAUCCAGCCUUCGCUCAACGCCAUGAUUCAGCAGCAGAACGUGCAGCAGCCUAUUGGCAUGGUGUCACAGAGCUUUGCCAGUCUGAACAUCAGCGCCACCCCUGGAAUGAUGCCUGUCCGACCUCAAACAAGCCCGAUGAUCCCUAGUUCCGUGCCCGGAGGCAUGGGGAUUCCCAACAUGAUGACUGGCACCUUGGGCAUGUCCCCCGUAGGCGUUCCUCCAAUGAUGAACCAAGGCAUGAUGGGAAUGGGUAUGCCGGCCACCAUGGGAAUGCCCAUGGGUUUAGCACCAGGAUCCAUGCAACCCAAACAACAAGAUGCCUUUGCAAACUUUGCAAACUUCAGCAAAUAAAAAAAAAAAAAAGCUUUAUCCACCCCACCCCGCUUAGCCGGAGGUAACCGAAGGAUUUUUAGUGGCACACAGACGAGAGGAUUGAUUGGAAGCCUGGAAAGCAGCGUCUCUGAUCCUCCAUUUAAAACGACAGUCUUUUAUAAACUAAUGACACGGACUUCCAGACGAGCAGUUUGUAGAAUUGGGGGAGGGGGAGUCUGGGCUCAGGUACACAUCUAGCCUGCUCGGCCCCUGAGCACCAUUGCCUUUCCGUAUCCAGCAGGUUUAAAGCAGACAUCCUCCGUCUGCCAUCAGGGUAUGUGACGGGGCUUUUUUACGCCCGCUUUCUGGGAUUACUGCUUGUGAUUAAAGAGCGAAGACAGAAAUUCCCUGCAAAACAUUCAACUUUGAAGCAUUCCCACCUUCUUGGUGUCCAUGCGCACCUCCCUACUGGGGAGCUUCCAGUUUUGGUAACAUAUAUUUACAUAAUUCCCCAAAGUGGCUUAAGCGUUCCUGUUUCUGCUGCUUCUAGUGCGCCCUGUAGUUUUAUUACCUCACAUACUGUCAUGGCAGGUUCCUUGUGCAUCGUUGGUGAAUUCUGGUGAGGUCAUCAGCGACCCCAGUUGGCCAUCCUGUACCUUCACUUGUCAUUGAUGUCUCCUACUGGCAUCGUGUGACUACAGCUGGUGGGCUUACAGGAUGUCAAUGGGUGGGCCAAGUUGCUCGUAUCAACAGGGCUGCCAGUCCAAUCAACUGCUGGCCGUACCAGUUACCAAAAAAAAUGGCUGCCUUCCCUGCUGGCAGAGAGGUCUGUGUCACAUUAUCCUCUAGGCUCCCCCUGCAGCGUUUACCCCUGUCUGCAAAGAACGACUGAUUUUAGAUUUUAUACAAAUUUCCUAUUCGUUUUUUUUUUCCCUCCCACUCCCAUUCUUACUUUCCCCAUGUAUGUAAGGCAGCGUCCGGCGUGAGAAAUCAUUAUAAAUACAGAUUAUCAUUAUUAUUAUUGGAGAUGAGCAUUAGGUGUCCGUCAAAUUCUUGGCUUUACAAAAAUAAAAUGUAAAAGAAUAAAGAUUUUUUUUUUUGGCAACUAA